AUGGGAUACAAUUCUCUAUCUUCAUCAGAUAUACUUCGCUACCGCAUCCCUACGAUUGCAGUUAUGCAUGCUUCAUCUGAAGUUAUUCCAGGCUAUAUUUCUUUUUGUUCGUAUCAAAGGUACGGAGCUGUCAUAGAUUCAGGUAGAGGCUAUUGUGUUGCUGUGUAUAGAGCAUCAAUGUCGACUAUUGUGCCAGGAAAUUCACUAUUGUGUUAUUUUCUGACUACACUGACAAGCCCCGGCCUCGAAAUAGUAGGUAGCACAAUAUAUUUCCUUGGCCUAGCAUUUAUCAAUCAGUUACUACCUAGUAUCUAUGAAUUUGUUGACAAACUCCUCACAAACUGGGCAGUUUCGCUCAAACAAGCGACAAUUGUCAAGACAAUCAGGAGAUGCCCAGAUUGGGUAAAAUUCAUUUGA
Messenger RNA from Fusarium graminearum PH-1, 417 nucleotides. RefSeq lists its product as uncharacterized. Bases 1 to 417 code for a protein of 138 amino acids. The record is from RefSeq and is a predicted model, not a curated record. Lineage: Eukaryota; Fungi; Ascomycota; Sordariomycetes; Hypocreales; Nectriaceae. The transcript has a single exon.